This is a messenger RNA of Aspergillus wentii DTO 134E9, 861 nucleotides long. Its product is annotated as DUF3632 domain-containing protein. The transcript is spliced from 2 exons. Bases 1 to 861 code for a protein of 286 amino acids. Lineage: Eukaryota; Fungi; Ascomycota; Eurotiomycetes; Eurotiales; Aspergillaceae. The record is from RefSeq and is a predicted model, not a curated record.
AUGGAUUCCCUCCACCUCACUCUCGAAGACGAGCCCAUCUCCAUCCAAAGCCACUUCCUCCCCAUCCUCGCUGAAUACCUCCAACCUACCAACACCACUACUCCAGAAACCGCAGCUAUCGCCCUCGAUAAUCUUCACCCAGACAAACGGCGAGAAGAGAAAGACAAGGAAUCCGGCGAUGUCUUUGUCUAUUACUUCUUCGAGCCUUUCCACGCCAUCGCCAAACAGAUCCCUCAUACUCAUCCGGCACAGGGGAGGUUAGUCGAUCUUGUCAAGGCACUGCGAGAACUUCCUUCUCGAUCAGUUCAUCUGUCGCAAUGGGGUGAUUAUGAGCUAUGGAAGGAUUUGCCUCUUUUCGGGGAGACGUUCAGCGAUGCUUAUUUUAGUGACAACGACAAACCCCUCGACAAAACAACCAAAAACACCCGAUUCCUCAACCUAACCAGCUACGCGGCCCGAUUACUAGGAAUUAACCUUAUUCCCAACGACAGCUACUGCAUCUGGGCUUUGUCAGACGCCCUAGAAGGCCGGUAUGACAGCGGAAAAGGGCGGUUACGGAAUAUCAUCACCGAUCCCACUGCAGACCCAGAGGUGGACAUACAUGUUGCGGUGGCGGUGGAGUGGAUCGUCCAUGCUGGUGCGGUGCUGUAUCGGAGAGGCGAGGCGCCGGGAGGAGACUAUCACGGUCCGUUAAUCAAGGGACCGGGCAAGAAGGCGUUUAGUAAGGAGAGAUGGGCGUUGUGGAAGAGUCGGUUUGCAGAGUUUGGGGAGUGUGAGGGGUUGAAGGAGGAGACGAGGGUGAAGGCUCGAGAAGCGGUUUCGGAGAUGGAGACGGUUGAAAGAUCUACUGAGGAGCUGUGA